Molecule: messenger RNA, 2901 nt
Organism: Brienomyrus brachyistius
Lineage: Eukaryota; Metazoa; Chordata; Actinopteri; Osteoglossiformes; Mormyridae
Product: kelch-like protein 13
Biological process (GO): protein ubiquitination; regulation of cytokinesis
Cellular component (GO): Cul3-RING ubiquitin ligase complex
Molecular function (GO): cullin family protein binding; ubiquitin-protein transferase activity
Source: RefSeq, a predicted model, not a curated record
UUAAGACUGCAGGGGGAAAACAAGGGAGCGAGCAACUUGGUUCGUUGCAGGGAAGCGGCAAGGGGAUGGAGCACCCAGCACGCAGAGGGGAGGCGCUGACCAGCGGGCUGCGGGAGAGAUCGCUAGUGGAGGACGACGACCCCCACAUGAAGGUGUCCCUCGGGGGCGGUGACAUGGGCGUGUCCACUCACCUUCAGGCAUCGAAAUCGGGCAACACGCGCUUCUUCACGAGCAACACCCACAGUUCUGUCGUCCUGCAGGGUUUUGACCAGCUGAGGAUAGAAGGACUCCUGUGUGACGUGACUCUCGUGGCGGGGGACGGCGAUGAGGCCUUUCCCGUCCACCGGGCGAUGAUGGCAUCCUCCAGCGACUACUUCAAAGCCAUGUUCACAGGUGGAAUGAAGGAGCAGGACCUGUCGUGCAUCAAAUUGCAUGGUGUGAACCGGGUGGGCCUCAAGAAGAUCAUCGACUUCAUCUACACGGCCAAGCUCUCACUCAACAUGGAGAACCUGCAGGAUACGCUGGAGGCCGCCAGCUUCCUCCAGAUCCUGCCCGUGCUCGACUUCUGCAAAGUCUUUCUCAUCUCCGGGGUCUCCUUGGACAACUGCGUGGAAGUGGGCCGCAUCGCGAACGCCUACAACCUGACCGAGGUUGACAAGUACAUCAACAGCUUCAUUCUGAGGAACUUCCCGUCGUUGCUGGGCACCGGCGAGUUCGUCAAGCUGCCCUUCGAGCGGCUGGCCUUCGUGCUCUCCAGCAACAGCCUGCGGCACUGCGGCGAGCUGGAGCUCUUCAAGGCGGCGUGCCGCUGGCUGCGUCACGAGGACGGCCGCAUGGAGCAGGCGGCGCGCCUCAUGCGCAACGUCCGCUUCCCACUCAUGAGCCCGCAGGAGCUCAUCAACCACGUGCAGACGGUGGACUUCAUGCGCACGGACAACACCUGCGUUAACCUGCUGCUUGAGGCUAGUAACUACCAGAUGAUGCCGUACAUGCAGCCGGUGAUGCAGUCGGAGCGCACGGCCAUCCGCUCGGACAGCGCCCACCUGGUGACGCUGGGCGGCGUGCUGCGGCAGCAGCUGGUGGUCAGCAAAGAGCUGCGGCUCUAUGACGAGAAGGCGAGGCAGUGGAAGUCGCUGGCGCCCAUGGACGCGCCGCGCUACCAGCACGGCAUCGCAGUCAUCGGCAACUUCCUCUACGUGGUGGGCGGCCAGAGCAACUACGACACCAAGGGCAAGACGGCGGUGGACACGGUGUUCCGCUACGACCCGCGCUACAACCGCUGGAUCCAAGUCGCCUGCCUGAACGAGAAGCGCACCUUCUUCCACCUGAGUGCCCUCAAGGGGCACCUCUACGCCGUGGGGGGGCGCAAUGCUGCCGGGGAGCUGGCUACAGUGGAGUGCUACAACCCUCGGACGAACGAGUGGACCUACGUGGCCAAAAUGAACGAGCCCCACUACGGACACGCUGGGACGGUGUACGGAGGCUUCAUGUACAUUUCUGGGGGCAUAACUCACGACACCUUCCAGAAGGAACUAAUGUGCUUCGACCCAGAAGGGGACCGCUGGACGCACAAGGCACCCAUGACCACGGUGCGGGGGCUACACUGCAUGUGCACUGUGGCCGACCGGCUCUACGUCAUCGGCGGCAACCACUUCCGGGGCACCAGCGACUACGACGACGUGCUGAGCUGCGAGUACUACUCACCGGCGCUGGACCUGUGGACGCCCAUCGCCGCCAUGCUGCGCGGCCAGAGCGAUGUGGGCGUGGCCGUCUUCGAGAGCAAGAUCUACGUUGUGGGCGGCUACUCGUGGAACAACCGCUGCAUGGUGGAGAUCGUGCAGAAGUACGACCCCGACAGGGACGAGUGGCACAAGGUGUUCGACCUGCCCGAGUCGCUGGGCGGAAUCCGCGCCUGCACCCUCACUGUCCCCCCCCCGGAGGACCUUGCCGGUUCGCCGUCCAGAGAAUCGCCACUCUCGGCGCCUGAGGAAGGGGGGGGGGUCCUGUACCCCCCCCACCAUGACACUCGGAACCCUCAAACUGUACUCAGAUACUGUUUGCACUUUCCUCUAAGGAUGAUGUCAUACUGCCCCACCCCCACCCUGCACCCAGGGUCCACCCCUAACCCACUAGACUGUAUUUAUACACGGCUGCUAAGCUGACCUCCAGUUUUCACCCUGUAGGAAAACACGAGCGGUAAACUCCGCAGAAGCUACCAUCGGCAGUGCCCUUCCGUAACGAGCCGCUGAUCUUGGCGCCUGACAACCUCUCCUCGUUUAGCGGCUAAUUCUGUUAGUGGCCACUUGCUAAUGCAACGUAAUGAAAAUGUAUUUACCGACUGAUGCACGCGUUUGCUGGCAGAUUUUCCUAUGUUCGAGAGUGACGCACACUGGAGCGAGAGAUUCCUUUAAUGUCUUAGAGCGAAAAUGUCCACUUCAUUGAAGGAUAUAAAAAGCUGCGUGUGGAAGGUUGCAGCGAGGUCAUAAACACGGUCGCAGGCCGCCUAGGCCACUGUGAUUUUCACUUGGCGACCAUUUUCCCUAACGGCCUGGUUGCUGGAACGGAACUCGGUCGCUAGACGAGGAGCGGUUGUAUUUGUGUCUUAGCGUUGCACAUCCAGAACAUCGUCCCUCAGGCCCGCAAUGCCGCAGGUUCUUAAUUCGGAUAUUUGGCCCAUUUUUUUUCUAGCUGAUACCUUUGAAUUUUACUGCACCCAAGCCGGUUUUUUUUUUACCCAUUGCCCGGGGACCCAGGUGACGUAUUUGUGAUCCCAAGGCAGCACCGGGCACGUAGAUCGUGCGAGGGAUUACCUGUAUUUUAAUCUCAGGACUAGGCCAGCAUCCCCCCCACCCCACCCCUCCCUGAGCCGUCUGAUCCUGACAUUGCUGUUGACCGUUAACA